Molecule: messenger RNA, 1221 nt
Organism: Rasamsonia emersonii CBS 393.64
Lineage: Eukaryota; Fungi; Ascomycota; Eurotiomycetes; Eurotiales; Trichocomaceae
Exons: 2
Coding region: 1-1221 (406 amino acids)
Biological process (GO): triglyceride catabolic process
Cellular component (GO): cytosol
Molecular function (GO): triacylglycerol lipase activity; sterol ester esterase activity
Source: RefSeq, a predicted model, not a curated record
AUGGCAGGAACAGAGACGGAAGCAUCGCAUCAUCGUCAGCAAGCAAACACAGACGACGAGAGAGAUGCGAAUGGCGUCGUGGAUCGAAGUCUGCCUUCUUCGUCUGCUCCCCUGCAAAGCGACUUAACCCUGAAUGCGGCCAAGUUUCGCCCGUCCGCCAUCACACCCGAGACGAGGGCCUUUAACCGACACCUCCAGGAGAUCGAGGCGGGCACACGGAAAUGGUACGAGGUCGGCGCAGCAGAAUACCGACUCAUGCGGAAAAAAGGCCUCACGCCCCUCCCUGCGGCGACUUUGCUGCCGACUGCGUCUCCAUUCAGCGUGCCCUCUCGAGACCCCGAUCGAGAGAUCCCGUGUCGUGUUCUGAGGCCCCAACCCCGUCGGGGCCAGAACCACGCUCCAGUCCGUGGCCUGCUCCUGCACAUCCACGGCGGCGGGUGGGUGCUCAACGACGAAGCCUCGUCCGAUGUCUACCUCCAGGAGAUCGCGGACCGGUGUGGUCUCGUCUGCCUGUCUGUCGGAUACCGCGUCGCGCCGGAGCAUCCGUAUCCUGCUGCGCCUAACGACUGCUUCGACGUUGCGAGCUGGCUGAUCAGGCAUGCAAGGCAAUGCUUCGGCACUGACUUCGCCUUCAUCGGGGGCGAGAGUGCAGGGGCAAACCUGGCCGUUGUGACUACCCUUCGUCUUCUGCGAUCAUCCGUCGCAGAGCACGCCUCCUUCCGGCUAAAAGGGCUGUUGCUGCAUUACGGCUCUUACACGAUGCGGUGGCAACCCGGCACGAAGCUGUUUCGGCGGCACCCAACGCUCAUCCUGGACGAGGAGAUGAUGGACCACUUCCGCGAGGCGUACGUGCCGGGCAUGAAGGACGACGAGCUGCAGCUGACGUCGCUCGACGUGUCGCCGUUCUUCGCCGACCUGACGGGCGUGGACCUGCCUCCGGCGCUGUUCACCGUCGGCACGGAGGACUGUUUGCUCGAGGACUCGGUGUUUAUGAGCGCGCGGUGGAUGAUGGCGGGCAAGGAGGCUGUGUUGAAGAUCUAUCCCGGAAGUCCGCAUGGGUACAUCCUGUUUCCGCCUGAGAAGCAUGAGAAUGCGAAGAUGGCGCUGCAGGAUGUGAAGACUUUUGUCGACAUGCAAUAUUCGUUGGGCGCAACGUUGGAAAGUAAUACUACGGAGAGUGGUACUUCCUGUGUUACGUGCAGUGACAGCAAGGACUGUUGA